Molecule: messenger RNA, 6468 nt
Organism: Gadus chalcogrammus (walleye pollock)
Lineage: Eukaryota; Metazoa; Chordata; Actinopteri; Gadiformes; Gadidae
Gene: cars2
Product: cysteinyl-tRNA synthetase 2, mitochondrial
Exons: 15
Coding region: 148-1947 (599 amino acids)
Biological process (GO): cysteinyl-tRNA aminoacylation
Cellular component (GO): cytoplasm
Molecular function (GO): ATP binding; cysteine-tRNA ligase activity
Source: RefSeq, a predicted model, not a curated record
GAUCCGGGUUUUAAACCACCAAAGAAGAAACCAGGACGCCUUCUGUUAUGAAUCUGACAUCCACGGGUCAGAGAACCAGUCCCGAUUCAGUCCGGGAUCUAUAAUCACAACUAAUGAUCCUCUAUCACCUCUAAAGGCUGCACUGCCAUGCAGACCACGUGGUUUAAACAGGCGGUCGACCGUCGCUUGUGGGUCACUUGUCUGUCAAUUUCAUCCAGACCUGCAUUCACACCUGUUGGCGGGUCGUGGAGCGGGUCUAGACCUGCUGGGGGGUCGUGGACCGGGUCUAGACCGCCCUGCACCCCUACUUGGGGGACGUGGACUAGAUCUACCUGCACCCAUGCUGGGGGGUCGUGGAUCCGACCCGUGGGGUUUGACACCGGGGUGAAGACCUACAACAGUCUGACCCGACGGAAGGAGCCCCUCAUUCUGACGCGGGACCGGGUCGCCACCUGGUACAGCUGCGGCCCCACGGUCUACGACCACGCCCACCUCGGCCAUGCGUGCUCGUACGUCCGCUUCGACAUCCUCCAGAGGAUUCUGUCCCGGGUGUUUGGGGUCAGCGUCAUCCACGCGUUGGUCAUCACCGACAUCGACGACAAGAUCAUCAAGAGGAGCCAGGAGGAGAACAUGUCUCCCACGAUCCUGGCCAGGAUAUACGAAGAAGAAUUCAAGAAGGACAUGCUGUCAUUGAAGGUCCUACCUCCCACGGUGUACUUGAGAGUGACUGAAAACGUGCCUCAGAUCGUGGCGUUUAUCGAGCGCAUCGUGGCUAACGGUCACGCCUACCCCACGCAGAAAGGUGACGUGUACUUCGACAUCCGGAGUAUCGGCCAGCGCUACGGGAAGUUCUCCGGUUCCGUCUCGCUACCCAGCGAAUCCGCGGACUCCGAUAAACGUGACGCGCGGGACUUCGCCCUCUGGAAGGCCGCCAAGCCGGGGGAGCCGUCCUGGGACUCCCCCUGGGGUGGGGGGAGACCGGGCUGGCACAUCGAGUGCUCCACCAUUGCCAGCUCAGUAUUUGGCAGCCAGCUGGACAUCCACUCUGGGGGGGUGGACCUGGCCUUCCCCCACCACGAGAACGAGGUGGCCCAGAGCGAGGCCUACCACCGCUGCCCCCAGUGGGGGAACUACUUCCUGCACUCAGGUCACUUGCAUCUCAAAGGGAGUGCCGAGAAAAUGUCCAAAUCCUUGAAGAACUUCAUCACGAUAAAGGAGUUCCUGCGGUCGUACUCUGCCCAUGAGUUCAGGAUGUUCUGCCUGCUGACGAAAUACAGAUCAGCGAUCGACUUCAGCGAGGGCAGCAUGCUUGCGGCCCGCAGCCAGCUGGGGGCGCUGGUGACCUUUGACCAGGGGGCCCAGGCCUACCUGAGGGGCCAGCUGCCCUGCCCCCCCCUGGACCCGGACCGGCUCUGGGACAAGCUGGCGGAGGUCAAAGGUCAGGUGCUGGACGCCCUGGCGGACGACUUCGACACGCCCCGAGCAGUGCACGCCGUCAUGGACCUCGUUUCCCAUGGCAACCGCCAGCUGCAGCCCGUCGCCGAGGCUGACGGUGCGGCCCGCAGCCCGGCGGUGGUGGGGGCGGUGCUGGCCUACGUCAGGGAGCUGUUCGGUCUGCUAGGCGUCGACCUGCUGGACAGACAGGAGGAGGGGCUCUCCGGCUCCUCCCCCGUCGUUGUGGCUACUGUGGUGGAGCAGCUGUGUCAGUUCCGGAGCCGCGUGCGGAGCUUCGCCCUGGCCCCGUGGGAGGCCCCGCCCCCCCAGGGCCCCGGCUCCGCCUCCGCUAGACCCCGGACCCGCCCGGACCGGCUCCCCCUCCUGGAGGCCUGCGACGCCCUCAGGAAGGACCUGGCGCCCGCGGGCGUGCUGAUCAAGGACCGAGGGGCGACCUCCACCUGGGAGCUGACCAGGAGGGCUGCCCCGGAGAAGGACCAGGACCAGGACUAGACCAGGACCAGGACUAGAUCAGGACCAGGACCUAGACCAGGACUAGACCAGGACCUAGACCAGGACUAGACCAGGACUAGAACCAGGACCAGGACUAGAACCAGGACCAGGACUAGACCAGGACUAGACCAGGACCAGGACUAGAACCAGGACCAGGACUAGAACCAGGACUAGACCAGGACUAGACCAGGACUAGAACCAGGACCAGGACUAGACCAGGACUAGACCAGGACUAGAACCAGGACCAGGACUAGAACCAGGACCAGGACUAGACCAGGACUAGACCAGGACCAGGACUAGAACCAGGACCAGGACUAGAACCAGGACCAGGACUAGAACCAGGACUAGACCAGGACUAGACCAGGACUAGAACCAGGACCAGGACUAGACCAGGACUAGAACCAGGACCAGGACUAGACCAGGACUAGAACCAGGACUAGAACCAGGACCAGGACUAGACCAGGACUAGACCAGGACUAGACCAGGACCAGGACUAGACCAGGACCCGGACUAGACCAGGACUAGACCAGGACCAGGACUAGACCAGGACCAGGACUAGACCAGGACCCGGACUAGACCAGGACUAGACCAGGACUAGGACUAGAACCAGGACUAGAACUAGAACCAGGACCAGGCCUAGACCAGGACCAGGACUAGAUCAGGACCAGGACUAGGACCAGGACUAGAACCAGGACCCCCCCCCCCCCCCCCAGCGUCUGUUUUAUCGGGGUACGUUUGCUGACCAUCGAUUGGACGAGGUUCAUUGAAGUCAAAGUCUUAUAAACUCGUUAAUAUCUGACAGACAUUUCUGCUCUUGCGUCGACUUGAGGCACUUUAAAAUGUGGAAGGAUCGAUGAAAAUGAUCAAAAUAAUUGAUUAGAGGGGACUGAAACCAACAUAACUCAGGAGUUUUUUCGGUAAAAUGUUAGGGUCAAAUCCAUGUUGGGGUCUUCAUGGAAGUCAGACCAAUGUAUCUUGAUUGUCAGUCACUAAACUUCCAACCCUGCUGAGAAAUGAAACCUUGUUACACAGAACUCUUUAUUUAAUGUGCAAUCAUGUUUAUUGAUUUCAUCAUCUUCACACAUCGGACGCCGUUUCAUUUGUUACCUCAAUCAUUUGUUUUAAAAUGACAAAUCCAAUUAACGGCAGAACUCCAGUUGGCAAUCUGAAAAUGUUGUCAACAAAUCAAAUAAAACGUACAAACAGCUUGGCAGGUCCGGUGGUCUGAUGAUUGACAGCUGGGAUAUGGGAUGAGUUCCAACAAUGACCGGCGGCCCUCGGCCUAGCUAUCGCCUGGGGCCGAGGCCCCCGCGGCCAUUUUGUGAGGAAGCUAGGAGGUGGCCAUUUUGCGAGGAGACGGCCAUCUUGUCAGCGAGCGAUGCGGCGGCCAUACAAGAUGGCCACUUCCUCAAAGAAAUGGCCGCUAUCUCCUAGCCCUUAAUCACAAGAGUGACGAAGCAGUCGUCUCCAUUAGCAACCCACAUAUUAGCGACCCACGGCGGCAGCCGUAUUGUGACCACGGCGGCCAUCUUGUGGCGGCGGUCAGGCCUGGUUGCGGAGCACGGGCGUGAGGUUGAUGAGGGAGUUGCUGGCCUGGGCGGGCUCGGCGAUGGAGACGCGCCCCCUCUGCUGGAUGAAGCGCGCCACUGCACUCAGCUCCUCCGGGCUGAUGGAGAUGAACUUCCCCUGGUCGUCAAUCACACCUGGGGGGCGGGGACAUUUAAAAACAUGGUAUGGGUCCCUGAUAGGACCUCCAGGUGAGUCUAAGGGCCCUGAUUGGACCACCAGGUGAGUUUAAAGUGUAAUUCCGGCAAAAAAAUAAAAGUACUUGGUUUUAUGUGCAGGGACCCUAGUCAUGCUACUGCAGAGGUUUGGUGCUAUUUUUAGCAAUUUCAGCGGUUCAAAAAAGCUGAUUUGGAAGAGAAACUCACUGCCCCAAGCCAACAACAUGGACGCCAAACAUUGCGCCGGGCAAACUCUAAUACUAGAUUUUCAAUGAAAAAGGUAUCUGGAAUCUGGAGGGCUUAUUUGAUGGGUUUCCAUGCCAAAACAAAGACCCUGGGUUGAAUAUUUGCCGGAAUUAAAUUUUAAGUUGAGUGUGAUUAGCCGUUGCAAGCCAUGUCCACCUAGACGUAAGCUGGAUAAAUCAGUCGACCCAGUUUACUGUAGCAAACGUUGCUAAUCCAUCCAGCGUACUUCUAGUUUGGCACACCCACUUGUGAUGUCAUUAAAACACAGGAAGAGGCAGAGCUUCAAAUAAGUGAUCUGAGUUUAAGGGCCCCGAUUCUACCAGAGUUCAGGCAGAGUUUCACUCAUUCACCUGGUGCCACGACAUCAGCCCUUUAAAUAAAUUAAAAUCAAAAGAGACAGACAGACUUGUGAUGUCACUAAAACACAGGAAGUAGGCGGAGCUUUAACACACCUGUGAGGGAGCCUUCAGCGAGGAGGUCUUGCAGUCUGGCAAUGGUGUCCUGGGUUCGCAUCCCGAAGAGUGACGCCAGGUCUUCAAGGAGAACCACCAUGGAGUCCUGCCGGGAAAAAUGUGAGCUGAGGCCAAACCACGUUCGACCAAACCACGUCCAGUGGUUAGAAACUAAAUCCAAAAAACAGUUUCUAAAUCAUCUCAAACGGAGCGAUGUCAUCCCCACAGAAUUGUUAUCGUAGGGAAAAAAAGUCAAAACAUGUCAAGAGUUUGACCAUUUAUGGUGCAAUCGUUCAGUUAAAGGCUGUAGAGAAAACACAAUGAGAAAGACUAUAUCUCGUAUGUGACGUCACACUCCCUGCGACUGGCGUGGACAAGACCGACAAUCUCCCCAUCGGCAUAACUGGAACCCUCCACGUGCCCCGACUUAUAAUGGUUUCACCUCUUUAGAUGCUGUUAUCCUCCCCUUGGGAAAGAGCGGUGAAGUGGAGCAGAGCGAUUGCCAUGUCUGUACCAGCGUGGUGGUGACGUAUGCAGGGGUGGUUCUUGGGGGGUGGAGGGGGGGCCAGUGCCCCCGUAAAACUGAACUCGUACCCCCCAGUGGCCUCUCCUUCAAACGUUUAUUUUUUUCUUUUUACCUCCGUCCGGCCAGGGGGUCGAUUGCUUGCGAUGGUGUGGCACUGACGCACAAGGUGGAACUUGAGAUUUAUAAUAUAUAAUUUUGACUUUAUUGCUGUUGGGGAUGUAUGAUACUGAGUGGUUUGAUGUCAGUGAAGGAAACCCAAAAGGUUGUAAUAUUGACGAUUGCUUUAACCAAUGAAACAUUUCAAAUGUAUAAUAUUGACAAUUUGCUGUAACUGAAGGAAACAUUUAAUACUACGCUACUGAAAUAAAUGCUGUGACGGGACAAAGCCAAUUAUUGUAUAUUGUGUUUUUGAAUGCCGUUACAGUAUUAAACUAAAUAUUUUGCGUCCCGGGUUCAAUUUGACCCUCCAACAAAACAACUGGCCCGGGUCUUGAACCACCCUGCGGUUCAAGACCAAUUUUCAUGGGGGGAGGGAAUUCAUGAAAAUGCAUCAUUCGCAUCGAGAGCAACGAAGAGCUGUAAUUCCCAAAGAGGCCUUACACAAAACCUAACAGUAUCAAACCGCCUUGAAAUAAAUUGUAGUUUUCUUUGCAUGAGAAAUUAUAAUUUAAAUGCACAUAAAACGUGUGUAAUCCAAGGCAUUGAAUGACUGGGAUCAGAAAAUAAUUCCGUUCUCUCCAUUGCCUCCCAUUCAAAUCUUCCGAGCCGGAAGGGGCGCACUUACUGGCCCGAAUGCCAUUUUUCAGGCUUCGAAUACUCGUUGGUUUUUCCGAGCGAAUAUUCAAAUACUCGUUCCAGAAAAAAACACCAUCAAAAACCAUUAAUAAUCUCUAUAUAUUCCCUGGAACCAAUUUUGACAGUAUCUGCAUAUUUUGUUGAAGAUUUAAGUAGGUUGAAGUUCCUUAGUUUUUCCCCGUGAAAGCGAACAGCUGUUGUUCUGUUCCAAAUCAGCUGUCCUCUGCCAUCUCAGCCCUUAGGGGAGCUUUUCAAUUCAUCCUGGAACGUGCAUCUUUUCAGGGAAUUUGUACAAUAAAUCCAUAACAAAUACCGAAUAUUGAUUGUUUUAUGUGUCCAUAUUAUAUCCAUUAUAUUGACCGGGUAUUCCCAAGACGCUCACGCUCUGCCGCAAGCCAGUCACAGUUGAUUGGCGCGGCGCUGUACAGCGAACGUAAACAAACAACUAAGCUAAGGUUAGCAUUUCGAUCAGCAUUACUUUUCCUCCCGAGAUCCCGCUAAUGUUGUGUUAUAAAGUAAAGGGAAACAAGAUAUCUAUUCUUCCUCCACCUCUCUCGCUUCUCUGCUGGGUGUCGCUGACGCUUAUAGUUUGCCCCCUCGCUCUGGUAACGUCACGUACGUGGAAAAAAAAAAACGAAGCUCCGAAUACUGAUUUAAGCUUCGAAUACAAAUUUUCCGAACGAGUAUUCGAAUAUUCGAAUUAUUCGGGCCAGCCCUAACGAGCUCUGUUGAAUAGUUUCCUGUGGAGAAAUGUGUUUGAAGGGAAGUCAAUUUUUGU